Varanus komodoensis (Komodo dragon) is the source of this 3480-nucleotide messenger RNA. It is a transcript of the gene HEPH, whose product is annotated as hephaestin. The transcript is spliced from 21 exons. The record is from RefSeq and is a predicted model, not a curated record. Gene Ontology annotation, biological process: iron ion transport. Lineage: Eukaryota; Metazoa; Chordata; Lepidosauria; Squamata; Varanidae. Gene Ontology annotation, molecular function: oxidoreductase activity; copper ion binding. The coding region runs from base 1 to 3480 and encodes 1159 amino acids. Gene Ontology annotation, cellular component: plasma membrane.
AUGUCGAACAUCACGACGCCCAGUCCAUCUCGGCAUUUAAAGCUGAAACCGAAAGAAGCAUUGGCGCACGGGCAUGCUAAUGAAGAGUUAAUUGCCAAGUGGUUCCAUGUGCGGCCCUUGCACAGUGAUCGUGUCUUGUGCACUAACCAUGGCGUGACCAGAGUCCACUAUCUGGGUAUCCACGAAGUGGAGUGGAACUAUGCUCCCCUGGGGAAGAAUGCAGUCACAGGGCAAGACAUCGCCAAGGACGUGGCAGCCUCCCGUUUCCUCCAGCCCGGAAAGGACAGAAUAGGCCGCAUCUACAAGAAAGCUGUCUACAAGCAGUACUUGGAUUCCAGCUAUAAGUUCGAAGUACCCAAACCAGCCUGGCUGGGAUUCCUUGGGCCCAUCCUAAGAGCCGAAGUGGGUGACACCCUCGUCGUGCACCUGAAAAAUUUUGCCCGGCGGCCGUUCACCAUCCAUCCACACGGCGUCUUCUAUGAGAAGGACUCGGAAGGGUCCCUGUAUCCAGACAAGACCUCGCAGGACCUUAAGAAGGAUGACGCCGUCCCACCAGGCGAGAGCCACGUGUAUACGUGGACUGUUCCCAAGGACCACGGCCCCACUGCGGAUGACCCAGCCUGUCUGACGUGGAUCUAUCAUUCCCACGUCAAUGCGCCAAAGGAUAUUGCCUCGGGCUUAAUUGGGCCACUGCUGAUAUGCAAAGAAGGAACCCUGAAAAGCCUUUCUCAAAGCCGCCAUGACAUGGAUCUCGAUUUCUUUUUGAUGUUCAGCGUGACUGACGAGAAUGAAAGCUGGUACCUCGAGGAGAACGUUGCCAGCUUCUGCAAAGAGCCGGACUCUGUUGAUGUGGAGGACGAGGCAUUCAAGGAGAGCAACAGGAUGCACGGAAUUAAUGGUUUUGUGUUUGGGAACCUACCUGAGAUGACCAUGUGUGCCGGGGAUCAUGUAUCGUGGCACCUCUUUGGGAUGGGCAAUGAGAUUGACGUCCACACGGCCUUCUUCCACGGACAGACCCUCAUCAUCCGAGGCCACAGAAGCGACGUGGCCAGCGUCUUCCCCGCAACUUUCGUGGCAGCCGAAAUGAUCCCGCACAACAUUGGGAAGUGGCUGCUGAGUUGCGAGGUCCAUGAUCACCUGCAAGCGGGGAUGGAGGCGCUGUACCGAGUCAAGAACUGCUCCUAUCAAAACCCGGAGCCUGCCCUGAAAGGGAAGCUUCGGAAAUAUUACAUAGCAGCAAAGGAUAUCCAGUGGAAUUAUGGACCCACGGGACUCGACCAGAGCACUGGGAAAAGCCUGCAGGAGCCAAACAGUUUUUCUGAGCAGUUUUUUAAGAAGAGUUCUGUUCGGAUUGGGGGAACAUACUGGAAAGCAAAAUAUGUUGAAUAUACAGAUGAAACUUUUCGGGUGGAGAAAGAUCAGGUGGAAGAAGAGAAACAUCUUGGGAUACUUGUGAUCAAGGCUGAAGUGGGAGACAGCAUCCAGGUCACGUUUGCAAACAAAGCGUCUUGGCCAUUCAGCAUCCAGCCCCACGGGGUGCUUUAUCGGAAGGAGUGGGAAGGAACGCCGUACCACGACGGAUCGUCCAGGAGUGGAGCGGUUGUCCAUCCUCGGGAGAGCUUCACGUACCACUGGAUGGUACCGCAGCACGUUGGGCCAACAGCCACGGACCCGCCUUGCCUGACGUGGAUGUACUCUUCCGCGGUGGAUCCCACCCAAGACACCAAUUCUGGCCUGGUGGGCCCCUUGCUCGUCUGUCGGCCUGGAACCCUCAACGAAAGAAACCAGCAGAAAGGUGUUGACAAGGAAUUUUAUCUCUUGUUCAAUGUGUUUAAUGAAAACCUAAGCCGGUAUCUGCAGGCAAAUUUGAAUUAUUUGAAAUACUCCUCAAGGCAAGGUGAUACAUUUGAGGAUCAAGCCUUCAAGGAAUCCAACAGGAGACACGCCAUUAAUGGAUUCAUGUUCAGCAACUUGCCCCUUCCGGAUGUGUGCCAGGGCGAAACUGUUUCCUGGCACCUCCUGGGCCUUGGCAGCGAGGCCGACAUCCAUGGAGUUGCUUUCCAGGGAAAUACCGUCUUGAUGAAUGGGAUGAGACGAAGUGGGACUCAUCUCUUUCCGCACACCUUCGCCACAGCCCUGAUGCAACCAGAUCACGAAGGGACCUUUGAGGUGUAUUGUCAGACCGGAAACCACUACCAGUCCGGGAUGAGGGGCCUUUUCUCGGUGCGCCAGUGUGGGAGGAAGGGGGCCCGGCUGCACGGCCAACGCUAUGAGCGGGUGAGGACCUUCUACGUCAUGGCAGAGGAGGUGGACUGGGACUACUCUCCGGGUCGCAGCUGGGAGCUGGAAAGGUACAACAGCUCCGCAGAGGACAGCUAUGGCGAAGUGUUUCUCAGUGGUGAGAAUGGACUCCUCGGCUCCCGCUACAAGAAAGCUGUUUACCGGGAAUAUACUGAUGGGACAUUCAGGACCCGGAAGAGCAGGAUCAAUGGCGAGGAGCACCUUGGGAUCCUGGGUCCCUUUCUUUGGGCGGAAGUGGGGGAUGUCCUGAACAUUGUGUUUCGGAACAAUGCUACCCGGCCUUAUUCCAUUCAUGCCCAUGGAGUGAUGGAGAAGAGCAAGGGUGCGCCCGAAGCAGCGAUGCCUGGUGAAAUUGUAACAUAUCGGUGGGAUGUCCCUGAAAGAUCUGGUCCGGGACCAAAUGAUUCUGCCUGCGUGUCUUGGAUCUACUACUCCAGAGUGGACCCUGUGAAGGAUCUGUUUAGUGGCCUCGUCGGUCCCCUGAAAGUCUGCCGGAAGGGAACCCUGGAUUUUGAUGGGAGAAGGAAAGGCGUAAGCAGGGAGUUUGCACUCCUCUUCCUGGUUUUUGAUGAAAACCAGUCCUGGUACCUGGAGGAGAAUGUGAAAAAAUAUGCAGAAGGGAAUUGGAACCAUUCCCGUCGCCAGGAUGAAGAAUUUGUGGAAAGCAACAAAAUGCACGCCAUCAAUGGUAAACUGUAUGCAAACCUGCCCGGGCUGACAAUGCAUGAAGGAGACUUGGUGAACUGGUAUCUGCUGGGAAUGGGCCAGGAGAUUGACAUGCACACGGUUCAUUUCCAUGCUGAGACAUUCAUAUACCAGAAUGGCAAGAGCUACAGGGCAGAUGUGGCGGACCUCUUCCCAGGCACCUUUGAAAUGGUGGAGAUGCUGGCCAGCAAUCCCGGCACGUGGCUGCUCCACUGCCACGUGGCUGACCACAUCCACGCUGGCAUGGAGGCGCUUUUCACCAUCCUACCCAGAGCAGGAAAGGGGACCACUGACGAGAUAAUGCUUUUGAACAACAGUCCUGGCACAGUGGUGGGGAUUGUGCUGUUUCUCACGGCCAGCACCCUCCUGGGUGUGCUCAUUCACCUCCAGAGGCAAAGGAGGCUGCGACGCAACAGGAGGUCCAUUCUGGACGAAAGCUUCAAGCUCAUGUCCAUGAAGAAGCAUGAGUUUUAG